GAAGUGGAUGAUAUCUGUAGAGUAAUGGUUAAAAUCAUUAACAACUCACUGCUGCAGGCCCACACACGAUAUCAACAUUUGGCCACUCCACACCAAAUAGUAAACUUCAUAACCUUUGGCCAUGGCGUGGGAGUGGGCUGGCUGUCACCCACACUGACCAAAAUCGCCCCUGGCCUUUAAAGUUAACAUCGAUGAAACAUCCUGGAUGGGUUCCAUGUUGGGACUGGGCAGCCUGUGCGGAAAUCAUUCAUAGCCUUUUUGUUGGAGAGAGCUGACAGGAAAUUCUGCAUUUAUCUGCUGACAGUACCUUAUGCAGUGAGUGGGAUGUCUGAUAGACGGGUAAUGCGUUAUAGUAUCGACACCUUUUCUCUCAGUGCCUCUGGAUUUUGAUUUACUGUGCCUCCAAUAUUUAAUUUCUAUAUGCAGCAUGAUUUUUGUGUGGUUUCAGCCUGUGUGGUUGUACCCGUUUUUAUCAGUGAAGUGGCAGCCGCCAGGUGGUUUUUUUAUGUCAGCAGUUUAAAAUGUAAUUAAAGUCUGUUGUCAUUGAAUCCCCAGCAUUGCUCUGAUGUUGUCUGUGGACUUUGGAGUUCUGGCUGGCUUUGUAUUAUGUACCUGUUGACUUUGUGGUGCCUUUCUUGGGCCUCAUAGUGCCCGUGGCCUACUUUGUUGUCAGCUUAAUAUUGCCCGAAAUGAAAGGAAACCAACUCGGAUCGGCUGAGAAGUACUUUAGAAAAUACAAAAAUGAGAAGGGACGAUGCAACAAUACACAAGUGGACUUUGAAGAUCUUCGAACUAGUGUUUUGCAUCAGCAGUCAUGGUUGGCUUCCAUUGGUGCUGAUGGUUUUCACAUUAUACCUGGCCAAUAUGGGAAUGGUUGGCCUCGUCUUUCUGGAUAUUGUGGAUGUCUAUCCAGCUAAGAUACCUUUUCUUGGCACUUCGGUAUCCACCAUUUGGAUGAGCAUCCUGGUGCUCUGCAAACUGAAGUUAUUUCCUCUGAUGCUGCACUUUUGGGGCAUAUCCUUGACGAUGUCGUUUCCAGCAACAUUAAGUUUGCUUACCUUCAUCUACUUUCUCUUUUCCUUGCCCGAAAGUAAGGGAAAAUCGAUGUUCGAUGAUUAAACAAUUUCUGCAUGUGUAUUACCUUGCAAUUCGUUUAGAAAAAUAAAAUAAACAUA
This is a messenger RNA of Drosophila subpulchrella, 1175 nucleotides long. RefSeq names its product probable metabolite transport protein CsbC. The coding region runs from base 742 to 1119 and encodes 125 amino acids. Lineage: Eukaryota; Metazoa; Arthropoda; Insecta; Diptera; Drosophilidae. The transcript has 4 exons. The record is from RefSeq and is a predicted model, not a curated record.